GGCAUGGUAACCGGCAUGCUUCGCCAUUGAACUCGCUAUUUCUUGCAGCUGGACGUGAGGACGCACUUAAUCCGGGAGCAGCAUGAAGUCUGUCGCGUGUGUUGUGCUGGCAGCAGUUGCUUUGUAUUUGGUGCGCGACGCGGCCUGCGAGUGCCAGCAAGGGUGGUUUGACUGCGGUAACGACCGCUGUAUCACCAUGUUCUGGAGGUGCGAUGGCCAGAACGACUGCGGCAACCACAAGGACGAGACCGGAUGCAGUGACCACCCCAAUCGUUGUCCCUCGGACAGAUUCGCCUGCCGCGACGGCAGCUACUGCGUACCUGCAAUAUGGGUGUGCGACGGCGAAGCAGACUGUCACGACUCUACUGACGAGUUGGACUGCCACUUGAACAACUGCACCGGCUACCGCUGUCACAAUAACGAGUGCAUCCCUAGCCACUGGCGUUGUGAUGAAACGGAAGACUGUGCCGAUGCCUCCGAUGAACUGAACUGUGUUCCUAAAAACGAUACCACCAGCACGGCAGCGCCUCGUUGCGACGUCGACCAGGGUCGCUUCCCGUGCCUGGACGGACAGUGCCUUGGUCCUUCAAAGGUGUGCGAUGGCCGGAAGGAUUGUGGCGACGGCGCUGACGAAGGCGCCUUCUGCAAGGUCAACGAGUGCAGCCAGAAAAAAUGCAGUCAAGGGUGCUUCGUUGCCACCAAUGGUUCUACCUGUUACUGCAAUACGGGCUUCCACCUCAUGGCAGACCACAUCUCUUGUGCCGAUGACGACGAAUGCGCUGAACCUCACGUCUGCAGCCACGGGUGCACAAACUCUCCUGGGUCUUACUCCUGUCACUGUCUCGAGGGCUACCAGCUCGCCGACAAAAGCUUCUGCAAGGCACGAGACCCUGAGCCGCUCCUUCUCUUCUCCAACACGAAGGAAAUUCGUGGCCUCUGGCUUCGAUCCAACCGGUAUUUCGAAAUCCACCCGGCUGAGGCUCAGGCCGUCGGCGUGGAGUUCGACAGCGACCAGCACCGUGUAUAUUGGACCGAUGUCUCUGCACGCAAGUCGUCCAUUCAUUCCUGCCGCCUUGAUGGUUCGGGGUUCAAAACUCUCUUCAGUGCAGAAAAAACUCUACUGGAAGAUCUCUCAUUGGACUGGGUUACAAAUAACCUGUACAUCACGGACUCUCUCGUCAAACGCAUCCUUGUGUGUACUACAGAUGGCCUUUCUUGCAGCGCCCUGAUUACGGAGUCGGUGGAUUCUCCUCGAGCCAUCAUCGUAAACCCACCGCAAAAGGCCAUGUACUGGACAGACUGGGGCUCGCAGCCAGCAGUCAUGCAUUCGAGUAUGGACGGCACGAACAUCCAGCAAUUGGUAUCGACCGAUCUUGGUUGGCCUAACGGCCUUACGUUGGAUCAGACCACCAACCGUCUCUACUGGUGUGACGCCAAGCUCUCCAGGCUGGAAUUCCUGGAGCUCGCCACCCUGAGACGAGCCGUCGUCAUGGAUGAAGAUGUCUUCCACCCUUUCGCCCUUGCUGUUUUUGAGGACACGGUUUACUGGAGCGACUGGGCAUCUUACUCCCUCGACUCCAGCAACAAGCUUACCGGCAAGCACCACCACCGCGUUUUACGUGAAAACGGCAACCACAUCAUGGGUGUUCACGUUUACCAUCCAGUCCUACGCCUGCGAGGCAUCCAGAAUCCAUGCUGGGCCAACCCCUGUGAUCACAUCUGCGUGCUCUCUGCCAACUCCUACAUGUGCCUGUGCCGCAUUGGAUACAAACUGGCGGCUGACAAGCGCUCUUGCACAGUUACCAAGGACUUCCGUUUCGUCGUCGUAGCUGAAGAAGACUUGCUGUACAAGAUUGAACUCGACAGGGUCGGUGCUCCUCUCCCCGUUGCGUUGCCCUUUUCCAAUUUGGGAAUGAUUAGUGCGCUGGCCUUCGACUGGUCCAACCAAACGCUCCACUACAGUGACAAUCGCCACGAAAUCCUGUCCGCAGUCAACGUCAACACUUUCAGUCAAUGGACCGUCCACAAUCACAUUGGCUCGGUCUUCGGCAUGGAUUUCGACGUGACUCAUCAACUUCUCUACUGGGUAGACGCCGACAAGUACACGCUCGAGGUAUGCCGAGCCAACGGUUCCGGUCACGCCAUCAUCCGGGACGACCUCCGCCGACCAGUUGGCGUUGCUCUCUACCCUUUUGCUGGAAUACUUUUUGUGCUGACCGCCGGUGACCUACCCGCGAUUACCUCGUACACAAUGGAUGGCCGAAACCCCCGGCUACUUCCUUUAUCCACUCUGCUGCUUCCAGUCUCCCUUAGCGUCGAUCUGGUGGCCCGGAAGCUCGUCUGGGCUGACGCCACUCGUGGAACCAUCGAAUAUUUAGACCUUCGGAACACGUUCUCGGCGACACCGGUCAUCGUUCAACAAGUGAAAGCGCAUGUCUCUUCGGUGUCUGCUGCGCACAACGAAAUCCACUGGAUAUCCCGUGACAACGCCUCCCUUGAAUACAUCGAUCUGUCUGUCGAGCCCAACCUUCGCCGUCACGUUCCCCUGCGGUCUACGCGAAACGGCACCUAUUCGAGGCGUGUGAUUGUCGCUUCUCAAGUCCCUCCGUUCGCGUCCGGUCCGUGUGGACAAAAUAAUGGUGGCUGCUCCCACACCUGCCUACCAGUUCGCACUACAGACCGCUCCUGCUUCUGUCCACCUGGAAUGGCCCUCAAUGCUGACAACGCCACCUGUCGAGUCGAAAACGGCACCUGCCGUCCGCACGAGCUCCCAUGCGCUGGCCGUUGCAUCGCCGCCACCUACUGGUGCGACGGCCACAAGGACUGCUCCGACAACGCGGACGAAGCAUCUUGUGGUGCAGCCACGUGUCCUUCCACCGACUUCACAUGCUCCAACGGCCGUUGCAUUGAAAAGGAAUGGCAGUGUGACGGCUACAACGACUGUGGUGACCUCUCCGAUGAAAAGAACUGCACCCGCCAGACCUGCGCUACCCACCAGUACACCUGCCGCAGCGGAGUCUGUGUUCCUCUCUACUGGCGUUGCGAUGGCUCUGAAGACUGCCCCGAUGGUGACGACGAGCUCAACUGCCACGCCGUACGCUGCCCUAGCGGUCACGACCGCUGCGCCAAUGGCCAGUGUAUUCCCCACGACUGGACUUGCGACGGCCAUGCAGACUGCACAGAUUCCUCGGACGAAAAAAACUGCACCGAACCUCUCACCUGCUUGGUUGACGAUUUCCACUGCACCAAUGGGCAGUGCGUAGACAAGAGGCUUCGCUGCGACCACGAUGACGACUGCGAAGACGCCUCCGACGAAGUUGGCUGUGAUUACGCAAAGGUCAACCGAUCGAAGUGUCCCACGGGCAUGGUCAACUGUGGUGAUGGCCACUGCAUCUACGCCCACGACAUGUGUGACGGCUACGUCGACUGUCACAACGGCAGGGACGAGCGCAACUGCUCUGCGCCCAUAUGCCAGUCAGCUGAGUUCUUCUGCACUGGAACAAAACGCUGCAUUCUGCAAAGCUGGCUCUGCGACGGUGACGACGACUGCGGCGAUGGCAUGGAUGAACUCCUUCCUCGAUGUCACCCCACCACGCAGGUUCGCGCAACUACUGCGCCUGCCUGCUGGGGCAACGAAUUCCGGUGCGGUUCCCACGAAUGCAUCGCCUGGUCCCGUGUAUGCGACGGACGCACCGAUUGCGCCGAUUUCUCGGACGAAGGCAGCCAUUGCGUAAAACAUUGCGGCACUGCUAAUGGAGGAUGCGCUCACAUCUGCCGGGAAUCUCCAUCUGGUCCGAUUUGUUCCUGUCAUCCCGGUUACCGGCUCAACCCAGAUCACAAGUCGUGCGAUGACGUCGAUGAAUGUCAAACUCCCGGCCAUUGCAGUCACUUCUGUCAGAACUCUAAGGGCAGCUUCAAGUGCACAUGCGCUGAUGGUUACGCCCUCGGUGUCGACCGCCGCUACUGCAAGGUUCAAUAUGGGGAAGCGUUCCUGCUCUACAUGCUUCCGAACCAGAUACGGAGCUUUUCAAUGCACGGUCAUGCCCAGCAUUUACUUGCUGAAGAUUCUCUCUCAGAUAUGCAUGGUAUGGACUACCGAGUGACCGACCAGUCCGUAUUCUGGACCGAAAUGGACGAGGGUGUCAUCAACGUUAUGACUCUAGGAAACGGCAAGCAGUUCACACUUCUCGACGACAUCCACGAGCCCCACCACGUUGCGGUCGACUGGGUAGCCGGCAACAUCUACUUCACCGACGGCUGGGUUCACAUACAAGCGUGCGAGCCCACUUUCAAACACUGCACCGACGUCGUCGAUACGACCUACUCGCACCUGAACACGUUCGCCCUUUCGGCUAACGACGGGUUGAUGUUCUGGGCUGUAUGGCACGAAGUCGUGAACAAAGACCACGGCCUCAUUGAGCGCUCCAACAUGGACGGCACUGCAAGAAUUAUCUUGCUCACGGAUAAGAUCUUGUGGCCUUGCUCCAUUACCAUUGACGCCGUUCACAAGCGCAUAUAUUGGUCGGACGCGAACAAAAAUGUCAUUGAAAGUGCAACAUACGAUGGCAAACAGCGAAAAUUGGUCCGAGGUGCUGGCCUGUCAAGCCCGUUCAGCAUCGCUCUAUUCGAAGACUGGCUAUACUGGUCUGACUGGGGCUCGGACUCUCUGAUGGCCUGCAACAAAUACACCGGCACAAACAUUGGCCUUGUACAUCACGGCACAGCCAAAGCCACGGUUCUCAAAGUUCUUCAUGCUGUUCACCAACCAAGUGGCGUAAACCGCUGCGCCCGCAACCAGUGCGCACACAUCUGCCUGCUGAACCCUAGUGCGUACGCGUGUGCUUGUUCUCAUGGCUACUCUCUGGCACAGGACGCUCAUAGCUGUGUAGAAUCCGAUGAGCACUACAAUUUGACCAGCUCCGACGUCCUUGGUCAGUUUUGCAAUCCUGUAUGCCUGAAUGGUGGCCGCUGCAUCUCCGGCAACGGUUCUUACUACUGCAGGUGUCUCGACGGUUUCAAGGGGCCUUCCUGCAAGGAUGCCAUGAUUGUCUCGACACUACCUCAGAAGUCCAGCUCCCACUCUACAGCGCUGGCCUCCUUCCUCGUCAGCAUCCUGUGUGUGGCCUUGCUUGUCCUUGGCUACGUGCUGUACAGGAGAAACAGGGAGAGGCUUGCGGCCUUGGAUUUCUCGAUCAGCUUCAAGAAACCUACCUUCAGGAAGCGCCAGGGCUUGCUCGAAGAUGAGCACCCUGUUGCUGCCGACGAGGAUUACCACGCCAUGACCCCUGCACCGGGCUUCAUAAAUCCUGCGUUCGCCACUCGUAAAUCGGAGCUUCUCACCGAUGAUGGCCAGUUCAAGCGUUGGUCUUCCAGUGACUCCCUACAGUCUUCGUCUUCAAAAGACAAAUCCACGUGCGCCCUUGCCUCGGACUCUGCUGUGAAGGACCAAGUUUUCUUCUUCCGGAAGCACUAGUGGCCGAAGGUCGAACGUCACCCGUUUGUAUAUUGUGUAAUGUGUGACAUUUAAUUUAUACAUGCUCUGUAUACUUACAGAAAGCUUUUAAGAUGUUGCUGUUCAAAAUAGCUUUUAUCUAACAAAUAAAA
This is a messenger RNA of Dermacentor silvarum, 5604 nucleotides long. RefSeq names its product low-density lipoprotein receptor-related protein 2-like. NCBI's taxonomy places the organism in Eukaryota, Metazoa, Arthropoda, Arachnida, Ixodida, Ixodidae. Gene Ontology annotation, molecular function: calcium ion binding; protein binding. The record is from RefSeq and is a predicted model, not a curated record.